UCCUCAGCCAAUCUGCGCGCAGUGACGCAGCGCAAAGGCUGGAUCGAGUCUUGGCUCCAUCCUCAUAUUUAACACUCCCACCCAGAUGCUACGAGAGGUGCUUUCCGCUUCCGUCCCGCGGGCUCCAGCCGGAGAGUCUCCGUUACCUGCGCUGCUUAGUCGGGACUCGAUGUGACGUUACGCGUUCCGGACCGCCGAGGUGGAUCAGCGCGAACACUACUUUUUUUUUAUUUUUUCGGGAGAAGGGGGAGCGGCGGGGGGGGGGGACUUCCCCGAAAAACAAGCUCUUUCAUAUUUGAAGAGCGUGCGCUUCCCGUACCCGCGUUUCUUUCCGGGACCAAAGUCCCGUCCGGUCCGCGGCUGCGCUUCCAGGAUCGAGGUUGGACGGUGAGACCGAUGCGCGCCCGCGAACCUCUCGGACACGCGCGUCUAACGGAUCGACCCCCCGCGGCCCCCCCGCUCGCGUGCCGCCGUUGCUCUCGGAUCCCACUCACCUGUCCGCCGCCGCCCGGCGUCCCCUCCGAGAGGCCCGCAGGUACGCGGCGCGCAGACGAUGUGGCCCGCGCGGAGCCGCCGCUGGUCCGAGCCGACGCGACGCGCUUCGCCCGGACGCGCGCGGAUCACGUCGCGCUUUUGAGGUCCGCCGGAGCCCGGAAGCGGGACUCGGAUGUUUAAAAGCGCCGAACACUGAACCCUUUCCUCAAGACGGCAAGUGACGACGGCUCCUACGUGUUUAAUGUGUAUUUCGUCCGGUUGGCGUCCAGCGUGAUAAACAUCAUCAGCGAUGUAGUCAGCUUGUUCAUCUGCGUGCUCAUCAUCUGCAGUAAAUACUCCCAUCUGCUCAAACGGGAGACCAUGAAGAUGAUCCUCCUGCGCAAAUUCCGGGUUCUGAUCCUCAUGGUGUUCCUCGUCGCGUGCUCCAUGCACAUCAUGGUCGACUUGUUACCCAAGCUGGAGCGGCGCGGCGGCGGCGGCGGCGGCGGCGGCUGCUCGUGCUCGCACGCGCCCAGCGAGGAGCCCCGCGGCUGGGGGAAGCAGGUCCGGGCCAACAAGCACCCGCUGCGGAUCCUGCAGGACUUCAGCAGCGAGCCCGGCUCCAACGUCUCCUCCCACUCGCUGGAACGGGUCCCGGGGGCCGCCGACCGGGCGCACGCCCCGCGCCGGCUCGAGCACCUGGGGCCGCGCGGGGACCGGAAGCGGCAGAUCGCGCAGGACGCGGCGGCGGCGGCGGCGGCGGCGGACGCGCGGCUCCAGGGCUCGAGGCUGGCGGCUCUCUACGAGCACCCGCUGUACAGACGCUCCCUGCCGCCUCUGACGGACGAGGACACGCUGUUCAACGUCAACGCGGACAUCCGGUUCGACCCCAAAGCCGCGGAGGAGCGCGCCUGGACGAACCAAGGCACCGCGGAGGAGGUGAGCCCGGCGGGGGGGCCGGCGGACGAGUCCUACCCCAACUGGCUCCGCUUCCACAUUGGGAUUAAUCGGUACGAGCUGUACUCCAGACACAACCCGGUCAUCGACGCGCUCCUGAAGGACCUGGUCACCCAGAAGAUCACCAGCGUCGCCAUGAAGUCUGGAGGCACUCAGCUGAAGCUCAUCAUGACCUUCCAGAACUACGGCCAGGCUCUCUUCAAACCCAUGAAGCAAACCCGGGAGCAGGAGACCCCUCCAGACUUCUUCUACUUCUCUGACUUUGAAAGACACAACGCCGAGAUCGCCGCAUUUCACCUGGACAAGGUCCUGGACUUCCGCCGCGUGCCCCCCGUGGCCGGCAGGCUCGUCAACAUGACCAAGGAGAUACGAGACGUCACACAGGACAAGAAGCUCUGGAGGACCUUCUUUAUUUCACCAGCCAACAACGUGUGCUUCUACGGCGAGUGUUCGUACUACUGCUCCACCGAGCACGCCCUGUGCGGGAAACCCGACCAGCUGGAAGGGUCGCUGGCCGCCUUCCUGCCCGACCUGGCCCUCGCCAAGCGCAAGACCUGGAGGAACCCGUGGAGACGCUCCUACCACAAGCGCAAGAAGGCCGAGUGGGAGGUGGACCCGGACUACUGCGAGGAGGUCAAACAGACUCCGCCGUAUGACAGCGGGACGCGGCUGCUGAACGUCAUCGACAUGACCAUCUUGAACUUCCUCAGGGGGAACAUGGACCGCCACCAUUACGAGACAUUCGAGAAGUUUGGAAACGAGACGGUCAUCAUCCACCUGGACAACGGCAGAGGCUUCGGGAAGCACUCCCACGACGAGAUCUCCAUCCUGGUGCCGUUGAGCCAGUGCUGCAGAGUGCGGAAGUCGACCCACUUGCGCCUGCAGCUGCUGGCUAAGGAGGAAUACAAGCUGUCCGUGCUGGUGGCCGAAUCCAUGGCGAGGGACCGCCUUACUCCCGUCCUCAUCCAGCCUCACCUGGACGCCAUGGACCGCCGGCUGCGCCUGGUGCUCAACACGCUGUCAGAAUGCAUUGAGAAGGAGGGCCACAGUUACGUGGUGGAGGACGACCUCCAGGGGCGCCACGGGGCGGACCGCGGCCACAGCGCCCCGCGGCGGAGGUAGGACUGACCCCCCCACCCCUCCCCCCAGGAGGAAGGAGACCCCGUUGUGAAAGCGGCCUCCUGGUGAUCUCCGGACUCCUCGGAGGAUCCACUCGGUGGCGUCUGGUGUCCGGAGGAAGCCCUGCUGGGUCGGACUGGGCCUUUACCUACCUGGACGGAUCUGGGACCCGGGUCACGAACUACACUGAACCACCCCCCCCCCCCCCCCCCCCCCCCCCUCCCAUCACCCUGGAAUCCUUAAAUGAUCCGACCGGGACUCUUAAUGCAGGACGGCGCAGCUCCACCAAAACCGCGAGAGUCGCCAGGAGACGCUUCCUCUCUGUCGCCUUCAGGACCCUUUUGAAUUCAGUGAAUUCUGAGAGACGUGUUACCCCCCCCCCCCCCCCCACAAGCUGAUGUGUUUAUACGUAUUGUUGGUACUGCAAGUGUUUGAGUUGGACAUUCACGGCGAAGGAGGAAGGAGAGGUGGACUUCCUGUUGUCUUAAUUAUCGUUUCAUCGACCCUGUUUUUUUUUUAUUUGAGUUAAUUCAGCCUUUAUCUUCGGGGGAUAAGUGAUCGGAGUGCAGGUUUACUCCCAGUUUCUCUUUCAAUUCGUCCCAUAAAUGUUCCUUGUACCUGAGAGAGUAUUUAUUAGAGCUCAUAUUUAUUGUUUGGAUGAACACUGACGGGUUCCUGUGUCGCAGCGCUGCGCCUCCUCGUUUCGCCCAGCAGGGGGCGAUGUGAGCACGCCGCCGCAGUCGACUCCUGCCUCCACGUUUGUGUGCAUUCCAAGGAUGGAGCCGCUUUAAGUUCCAACGCGUUUACAACAUUCAAUCUUCCUCCUUUCAGUGCGACGGAUAUGAGGUUCGAUACGUCACCAAAAGCCAAACUCUAAAUUAAAUUAUUGUUUCUUUGUAAUAUAUUUGAUGUCCAAAUGUUGCUGUUGUGGAGAGAUUAUUUUUCUUCAGGAUGUAAAUUUCAUUCGUUACCAACAGCAGAUGUAACUGUGGGUUUGGUUAUUAUACUCGGUAGGAACAUUAGUGCCUGUGCAAUGAUAGAAACACUUGAAUGUCUGGUUUCACAGCCGAACGCUUUGACCUACGAGCUGCAGGUGAGAUCCGUGUGUGUGUGUGUGUGUGUGUGUGUGUGUGUGUGUGUGUGGUUCCACGAGGAACCCAAACCCUUAUUAAACAGUCACACUUCGGUGUGCGCGGACGUACGGACCAGUGAACCUUCAUGGUGUCUUCUUAGUGAAAACUUUGUUCUUUUUUUUGAUUUUUUUAUUCAACUGAUGGUUUCUGUGGAUUUCUCUCCAUUUCUUUGCAUCAUGGUAAAAGUGCAAUAAAACAAAAUAAGCAGAAUG
Messenger RNA from Gasterosteus aculeatus aculeatus (three-spined stickleback), 3895 nucleotides. NCBI's taxonomy places the organism in Eukaryota, Metazoa, Chordata, Actinopteri, Perciformes, Gasterosteidae. The record is from RefSeq and is a predicted model, not a curated record.